Molecule: messenger RNA, 417 nt
Organism: Drosophila rhopaloa
Lineage: Eukaryota; Metazoa; Arthropoda; Insecta; Diptera; Drosophilidae
Product: serine palmitoyltransferase small subunit B
Exons: 2
Coding region: 57-314 (85 amino acids)
Source: RefSeq, a predicted model, not a curated record
UAUCAAUUGCAUUACAUUUCCUGCGACGCGAAUUUGUUGGACUUUAGUCACCGAUAAUGAUGAAUUUAAAGCAAUUUGCUUCCCAUGCCUACCGUCAGUACGAACUGGUAACGUGCAUCAAUAUGCUGGAGCCCUGGGAAAAGAAACUAAUCAACGGAUUCUUCCUGAUCAUGCUUUCCCUGGUAAUCUUCUCCAGCUUCAUGUAUCUGCCUGACUAUCUGCAAACCCUGCUUCAGUUUUUGACGCCGCCCACCUGGCACAACAAGUCCCCGGAAAAUGCAGCCUAUGCAGCACAGAAAAUGACACGGAGCUGAGCUUCCUCCACCACAAGUGUAUAUAAACUGUUACAACUCCUUGCCCACACAUAACCCUUAUCGAAAGACAACUUUAAUUUAAUGUUUAUUAUAUAAUUGUGAU